AUGUUUCCUCUCGGGUUCGCAAUCGCAGCGAGUCUCAUAGUUCUGCCAUCAGUACAUUGUUCUUCGAACGUCAAUCUAUUGGUAUCAGAAUGGAGCAACUCUACCGUACAGCAUUCACAAGGUGGCAAUGCACUGUGUCUUUCUGGAAAGGUCCCUGUUCCCGUCAUAGCUACAACGACAAAUCUUCUACUACCCGAACUUGCUAGUCAAACAGAGAUAACACAAAUCUUCCAGGAAUUACUCCAGAGCCAUUCGAACAUUAUUAAUACGACUUAUGGAGGGACCUCCCGUAUCAAUUCAACAUUUAAGGUGGACGCAACAUAUUGUGUACCUUCCUACGAAGAGACGAAUUUCUCUGUAAUGACAAAUUCCUCCGCAAAGACGAUACAGAUUUUGACUCAUGGUAUGGGGCUGGACAAGAGUUAUUGGGAUAUAUUACCAGGUUAUAGCUACGUGGAUGCUGCUGCCGCUGCUGGAUAUGCUACUCUUAGCUAUAAUCGUUUAGGUGUUGGGGGUUCCGACCAUCCUGAUCCGCUCCAGAUCGUUCAGGCGACAGUAGAUGUCGAGAUACAACAUGGUCUCACAUUAUUGGUUCGACAAGGUUAUUUCAACAAGAUUUUCGAGAAUGUAAUCGGGGUUGGUCAUUCAUAUGGCUCAAUUAUCCAGUUAGCCCAGAAUGCGAAAUACCCUAAUGAUGUUAAUGGCACAGUAUUGACGGGGUUUGUUAAUGAUGUGGCAUCUUUAAGCUAUACUAUUGCUGCCAAUAAUCCUGCUGUCGCAGCUAUCAACAAUUCAACGUUAUGGGGAAAUUUGCCAUAUGGCUAUGUAGUCCACGAUACCGCCAUUUCCAUGCAACUUCCAUUUUUUCGGGUACCUUACUUUCCAGAGAGCACAUUCAAGCAUGAAGUAGCCCAAAAGCAGACCUAUACUAUCGGUCAACAGUUUACACUGCCUGCUAUCUACUCACCCGCACCAAAAUUCAAAGGGCCAGUUGAUAUAGUCAUUGGAAAGUACGACUUUCCAUUCUGCCAAGGAAGGUGCGAUCACCCUGUCGAUCUAGCUGCAGCGACCAUACCAGUCCUGUACCCAGCGGCAGAUUCCAAGUCGGAAAGUUUUGUUGUGCCAGACUCCGGCCAUCUCAUUAACGCACAUUACAAUGCUUAUGUUCAGUUCGAUCAGAUCAAUGACUUUCUUGAUAGAAACGGGUUUUAG
Molecule: messenger RNA, 1212 nt
Organism: Sclerotinia sclerotiorum 1980 UF-70
Lineage: Eukaryota; Fungi; Ascomycota; Leotiomycetes; Helotiales; Sclerotiniaceae
Exons: 2
Coding region: 1-1212 (403 amino acids)
Source: RefSeq, a predicted model, not a curated record